AACUAAAGGAGGAAAAACCACAAGACACUGAGAUGUCAGAACAGACUCGCAGGAAGGUACCAGUUCCUCCUAUUCCAAAGUAUCUGCCCCCAGUGAACCUGAUUCACCGAGAUGUUUUGCGGGCUUGGUGCCAGAAGAAACGAGUGAGCAGCAAAGGCCAGAAAUUAGAUGCUUAUAAACGACUCCUUGCAAGGGCUUUCCCAGAACAAAUGCUGGAGUUGAAGAACAUCCCUGACUCGGCCAAAGGCGCCAGGUUGAAGACAGCUCACAAAAAAAUGAAGGCGGAACCAGGGGAGGAGUCUGAGGUGACAGUUCCCCUGGAAAUGGUNCCUGUACCAGAGGAGCAGAUACCUGCCCUCGUCGACCCUCCCAUGCUCUUCGAGGAAGUCAGCACCACAGUAGUGACUACACCUGCCUCCGAGGCAGCGUUAGCAUCUUGGGCCAGAAUUGCAUCCAAUGCUAAGAAGUACGAGACAGCGCCGGCCAAUGCAUCCUCUGCCGAUGCGUCGUCGUCAGAAGUCAAAGGGGAAAUGUGGUGUGUGGUUCAUGGGACAAGCCUUCCUGGGAACUCGCGUGGUUGGGUUCGGCUGCAGUUCCACGCUGGACAAGCCUGGGUACCCGAUAAGAAAGGGAAAGCCAUUGCCCUCUUCCUGCUUCCGGCCUGCACAUUUCCACCCCCACACCUGGAGGACAACAUGCUGUGCCCCAAGUGUGUUCAUAAGAACAAAAUCUUGACUAAGAGCCUCGAAGGAUAAAGGACAGAUCUCCUAAGUUUGAACUAGCUGCUGGCAUCACUCACUAUUGUGUGAUCGGCAGAGCUGCAGCUGACUCUGAGACUGAUGGAAAUCUACAUCUCUGCCUUUGAAGGUGCCUUUCUCACCCAGAUCUUAAGGGAUAGUGUAAGUUAAGUUGAUGCUUAAAUGCAAGCAGUUUAGAAAAAGCCGGUGAGGCCACCUCUGCUCAUUGUGCUGACUGGACACUGAGAGUGACCCCUCCCUCUUGUGUGAAGAUGAGAAAGUCUAUGUGUUUUGCUGCAAGUAGGUCUUGGGGCAGGAGGAUGACAUCUCCAGAUAACAGCGGUUGCUAGUCCUGUCACCAGCACGACGGGGGUCCUAGCCAGUUCCGUGGUCAACUGUAAAGACUUAGUUUAUACCUGUAGCCUCUGCAUGCACGUCCUCUUCCCUGGGUUGUAGUGUGUUAGUGAUUAGUGCUUGGGUGUGUUUUCUGCUUUUGUAAAAUAGUACACUAAAUCU
Messenger RNA from Mus pahari (shrew mouse), 1253 nucleotides. It is a transcript of the gene Dppa4, whose product is annotated as developmental pluripotency associated 4. Gene Ontology annotation, biological process: system development. The record is from RefSeq and is a predicted model, not a curated record. Gene Ontology annotation, molecular function: chromatin binding. The coding region runs from base 33 to 755 and encodes 240 amino acids. Gene Ontology annotation, cellular component: nucleus. NCBI's taxonomy places the organism in Eukaryota, Metazoa, Chordata, Mammalia, Rodentia, Muridae. The transcript is spliced from 5 exons.